UCAUCUCCAUUUGUCUCAUUCUCCUGCACCAGGCAGCAACAUUCGUCGUUUUAUUCUGUACACCACCAGCCUUUUCCUCCUUUCGUCUUCUUCCCCAAAAUAGCAAAUAAACCAAAUCAAAACCCAUCUCCAAAUCCUCAAUCCCCACCGUUUAAAUACCUCCACUCUACCAUUUGUAGUAACGCCUUCAAUUCUUCAUUUAUUACAGAAAAUACCAUUUUCCUACAAAAACCCACCUCUCUCUCUAUCUCUACUCCCCAAUCCUUCCAAAUGACUCUUUUAUGGGCUCUGUUUCUCACUUCCUGGCUCGCCUUUUCGGCCAUUGCCACGCUCGAUCCAGCCCAAAGAUCCACAUUCAUCGUCCGAAUACGGAACGAUCUGAAGCCAUCCGUUUUCCGCGAUGUAGAUCAGUGGUACAAAUCUACUCUCAAGAGCCUUACUUCCAAUCCUUAUGAAAGUCAAGAUAGCUCGGAAGGUGAUUUUCUUCAUGUUUAUAGAACUGUUUUCCACGGCUUUUCAGCCAAGCUUAGCUCAGCUGAAGCCUCUGAAAUCAAGAACCGGCUUGGGGUUCUUGAUGUCUUCCCCGACCGUGUCCGUCAAAUCCAGACCACACGUUCACCGCAGUUCCUUGGAUUAACGGCUAAUUCUCGCCACGGCCUGCUUGCCGAGUCCAAUUACGGAUCGAACGUCGUGAUCGGGGUCCUCGAUACUGGGAUCUGGCCCGAAAGGCGCAGCUUCAACGACGGAGAUCUCGGGCCGGUCCCGCCGCAUUGGAAAGGAGAGUGCGUGGAAGGGGACAGAUUUUCCAAGUCGAAUUGUAACAGGAAGGUUGUUGGCGCGAGGUUCUUCUUCGCAGGAUACGAGGCGGCGCGCGGCAAGAUCAACGGCUCUGCGGAAAUCAAGUCGGCGAGAGACUCCGACGGGCAUGGGACCCACACCGCGUCGACUGCAGCGGGCGGCCAUGUAUCAGGAGGGUCGAUGCUCGGCUACGCCAACGGCGUUGCGUCCGGGAUCGCGCCAAAGGCGCGGAUCGCCGCGUACAAGAUCUGCUGGUCGUCGGGAUGCCUCGACUCUGACAUACUCGCCGCCAUCGAUCAGGCCGUCGCCGACGGCGUCAACGUGAUUUCGCUUUCGGUGGGGUCCGGCGCCGUGCCGUACUACUACGAUCCAAUCGCGAUGGGCACGUUCGGCGCGGUAGAGCGCGGCAUCUUCGUGUCGGCGUCGGCCGGGAACGAAGGGCCCGGAGAAAUGACGGUCACUAACGUCGCGCCAUGGAUUACGACGGUCGGUGCCGGAACGAUUGACCGUAAUUUUCCGGCCGAUAUUCUGUUGGGAAACGGUAAGGUAAUUACCGGCGUUUCUUUGUACAGCGGCAGCGAUUUCCCGCCGAAACGUUUCUUUCCUAUCGUCUAUGCUUGGAACGCUACAGGUGGCGCGGGAACGAGUUCCCUUGGCCCACUCUGCAUGAAAGGGACGCUGGACCCACAGGUGGUACGUGGCAAGAUCGUGUUGUGCGAUCGUGGAGGGAUUCCACGUGCCGUGAAGGGAGAGGUCGUGAAGGAAGCUGGUGGGGCUGGGAUGAUCCUGGCCAACUCUGCUUAUGAUGGAGAAGGCCUAGUAGCCGACGCGCACGUGCUACCAGCGGUCGCGAUUGGAGAGAAGGAAGGGUAUGACGUGCAUGGCUACCUAGCCACUACCAAAGACGCGCGGGCUACGUUCGUCUUCCGUGGGACCCAGCUGGGUGUACACCCAGCGCCAGUCGUUGCGUCCUUCUCGUCGCGUGGUCCCGACCUGGAGUCUCCGUACAUUAUCAAACCCGACGUGGUUGCGCCAGGUGUCAACAUCCUAGCUGCAUGGCCCGAUGGUGUGGGCCCUACCAAUCUCCCGUCAGAUAAACGCCGGACGGAGUUUAACAUCUUAUCGGGUACGUCGAUGGCGUGUCCCCACGUGUCGGGUCUGGCUGCUCUGCUGAAGGGGGCCAAUCCGGACUGGUCCCCAGCUACGAUCCGGUCCGCUCUGAUGACUACAGCGUACGUACAAGAUAACGUGGGGCACACCUUGCUGGACGAAAAGAGUGGAAACGCCUCGACCGUUUGGGACCUCGGUUCGGGACACGUGGACCCGGAGAAAGCCAUUGAUCCGGGGCUCGUAUACGAUCUUACUGUGGAGGAUUACCUGCAUUUCCUAUGCGACUCCAAUUACACGAGGAGGAAUAUUCGGUCAAUCACGAGGAGGCAGGUAAACUGUACGACGCCGAGAGGCCAGCCUUGGAAUAUAAACUAUCCGUCGAUUUCUGUGGUCUUUGAAGGAUCAACGGCUGGGAUGAAGCAGGUUGAGGUUCGCAGGACGGUGACGAAUGUAGGAGACGGAGCGUCGGUCUAUAAUGUUAAGGUUCGCAAUCCUGUGGGGGCCACUGUUACGGUGGACCCCACGAGGCUGGAAUUUGGCGGGAAAGGUGAGAAACGGUCGUAUGUGGUGAGGAUUACGGCGGCCAGCGUCAACCUGAUGCCGGGGAGUUCGAAGAGUGAGUUUGGUGUGCUGGCGUGGGCGGAUGGGAGACAUGUGGCCAGCAGCCCGGUUGUGGUGACGUGGCAGCUAAAGUACUGAGGGGCGUAUAUCUAUCGGAGGUCUAGAUUUGUACAUACAAUAUAUAGUAUAUAUGUGGUUCCAUACGUAUAACCUACAUACUACAUGUUGUGGGGAUAGUAUAUGGAAGUUAGGAUCUGGUUAACAUCAAAUGUGGAAGUUAUGUAUUGAAAAUAACCGUCGUUAUGUUUA
This is a messenger RNA of Magnolia sinica, 2778 nucleotides long. RefSeq names its product subtilisin-like protease SBT1.5. Gene Ontology annotation, molecular function: serine-type endopeptidase activity. The annotation marks the transcript as partial. Gene Ontology annotation, biological process: proteolysis. Lineage: Eukaryota; Viridiplantae; Streptophyta; Magnoliopsida; Magnoliales; Magnoliaceae. The transcript has a single exon. The record is from RefSeq and is a predicted model, not a curated record.